CGAUAACACAAAACUUAUUCAUGAUUCUUAAUCUCGAGAUUUCACUUUUCUUUUGUCAUCAUGCUUCCUUCUAUUCUUUAUAAGCUUUUGAUUCUCUCUAUUACAGUCGUAGUUGUAUGUGCAUCAAAAUCAGAAUCAGAAUUGGAGCAGCCAACGAAGCUUCUUGGAGGUACAUUGAAGAAACCAGAGAAAUGUAAAGCCAAGUCUGCAACAAAUUCUAACGUUAAGAUCCAUUACCGUGCCCGUGCCUGGGGUCAAAAAGAGUUCUUUGAAAAUACUUAUCUAAGACAUAAACCCAUUGAUGUACAACUUGGAAAAAACAAAAUAAUCAAAGGUAUUGAGGAUGGUGUGCAUGGUAUGUGCGCUGGUGAAAUACGUAGACUUUUGAUCCCAGCCUAUCUCGCUUAUGGAGAAUUUGGUAUUCCUAAUCUAGUACCUCCCAAUACUGCCAUUGUUGCUGACGUAGAGAUGAUAUAUGUUGAUUCCCCAUUUAGCAAUCCUUGGUUCUGGAUCAGCGGUGCUCUUUUAAUCAUUGCUUUCUUCUUUUAUAGACAAAAUAUCAAGCAAAGUGAACGAAGUAGUCCUGGCGCUAUGCUUCAAACACAGUUGGCACAACAACAGCAAGAGCAAGAAAAGAAGGAACAGUAAAUUAUAUUGUGAAAGCCUAAGCUAGCCUUACUUUCAUUUCUUAAUUAAAUAUUACAAUCAAUCGUUUUGACUUGUUUACUACGAGUGCGUUUAGAUAAUUAUUGAGAUAGAGGGAUAUUGAGA
This is a messenger RNA of Rhizopus microsporus ATCC 52813, 771 nucleotides long. RefSeq names its product FKBP-like protein. Lineage: Eukaryota; Fungi; Mucoromycota; Mucoromycetes; Mucorales; Rhizopodaceae. The transcript has 7 exons. Gene Ontology annotation, biological process: protein peptidyl-prolyl isomerization. The record is from RefSeq and is a predicted model, not a curated record. Bases 61 to 648 code for a protein of 195 amino acids. Gene Ontology annotation, molecular function: peptidyl-prolyl cis-trans isomerase activity.